AUGGUUAAUAAACAUAAACGACAAAAAUCAUCAAUCCUGAAUAUAGGGUAUUAUAUACCAGAGAAUCAAGAAGCUGAAGAGGUGGAACCUCAAGAAGAGUAUCAGAAUCCUCGUUUAACUCCGCCAUUAUUGGAUUAUGACAAUGAUCCAUAUUUAAGUUAUAAUUUUCCUAACCUGGCACCUAUGCCACCUAUGAAUGUUAGGCAGAAUAUGGCUCCACCAAUGGUUAACGAUCGGUUUUAUUAUAAUCAACCGAUGUAUUUAGAUCAAGGAUUUCUGUAUUUACCUCCACCAGGAGGAAUGCCUUCAGGAGGAAUGUCUUCAGGAGGAAUGCCUUCAGGAUCUGUUGGUCUGUCAGGUACUGUAGGACUGUCAAAUAUCGAACUGACUCAUUCACUGUCACUGUCUCAUCCAUCAUCUCAUCUUCCCCAGUCUACAGUUCCCAAUAUUAAUUUAUCACCCAAACCAGUAUCUACUGCAAAUACCCCUAGGAGAUCCCCCAAGAGGAAAUAUAAACAUCAAAAAUCAAGUUCAAUGUCAUCAAUACCUCAAUUCAUCCCCAAUCCUCCUAUAAUACCUCAAGCAGUAGAUAGAAGUGAAAGAUCUCCAGAGAGAAUCUUACCAUCAAUCAAGCAUAAACAAAAUUUAUCCAUAUCAUCACAUUUUAAUCUUUUUAAUUUAAAUGAACCCGAAAUCAAACAUGAACCUUUAAAUCCAGUAGUGAAUGAUCUUUUAGGUGAAAUCCCCCAUAUUGAACCGUCAACCAUAAAUAAUUUCUUAUUGAGAAUUUUAUCUAAAGCUAAUGAUAUUCCUUUAGAUGAUUUUUAUAACCUUCUUUAUAAUGAUAUUAUUGAAACAUCAAGUAAUUAUGGUGAAAAACUUGAUAAAUCCCAAAUCUUACACCAUUCAAAUAAUAAUUUAACUAUCAUCAAUGAAAUUUUAGAAAUUUUCAAAAAACCCGAAUUAGUAAAAAAUUUAAAUCCUCCUGAAUCAACUAUUAAUGAGAAUAAACUUCAUAAUAUCAAUUAUCAUGAACUUUUAAGAACGUUUUUGGCCAUUAAAAUCUUACAAGAUAUGUUAAUUCAAUUACCAAGAGAUGAACAUAAAGAGAUCACCAAAUAUAAUAUUCCUAGAAUAUCUUUAUAUAAAACAUAUUAUAUUAUAUGUCAGAAAUUGUUAUUACAUUAUCCAUCAUCAUUUCAAUCUACUAAUGAUCAUCAUAAGUUAAUCUUAGGUCAAAGUAAAUUAGGGAAAUUGAUCAAAUUAGUUUAUCCCGAUUUGUUAAUUAAGAGAUUAGGUAGUAGAGGAGAAUCCAAAUAUAAUUAUCUUGGAGUUAUUUGGAAUGAAAACAUCAUCAACGGAGAAAUCAAGAAUCUUUGUGAUGAUCAUGAAUUACCUCAAUUGAAUGAAAUCUUCAAUAAACAGUUCAAAUCCAAAGUUUCGGAGAAAUUGCCCGAUUUAAGUCUUGAUCAUAGAUCAAGUAAUAGUAGUAUUGAAUAUGAUUUUGUCAAAUCAGAGAAUUCCUAUAUUAAUAUGACGUUGAAGUAUCCUUCAAAUUUCCAAUUACUUAAUUGGAUAGGUCAUCAACAAACAAUAUUCAAUGAUGAACAACUUUUAUCAUCAAUAACUUCGAUUUUCUUAAAUUCCGAAAGAAUAAGUAUUUAUCAAGAUUUACAUAAUCUUAUGAACUCAACUAAUCAUAACAAAUUAUUCAUGAUGAUCUUAUUACAAUUAACACCUAUUAUGUUAUUAAUCAAACCAGUAAAUGAUUUGGUUAUUAUCAAACAAAACAUCAUAGAGUUUAUAAAUGAAGAUAAUGAUGAUGAUUUGGUUAAGUUUAAGCUUAUUUUGAAGAAUCUUAUCAAUUUAAAUGAUUGUAUCAUCUCCAUAAUGAAGGUAAUCUUUGACGAUGAAAUGAUUAUCAAUGAUUUCAAGAAUUAUUUCAAUUCUUCCAAUUAUCUUAAUAAUUUUUUGAAUUCUUUGAUAAGUUAUAAUUUCGAAUUGCCAGUAGACCUUCAAUUUAUAGAUAAAGAUCUUUCGUUGGUGAAAAAAUUCUUUACUGACGAUUUAAUCAAUUGGUUGAAUGGUAAUCAUUUUCAUGAUAAUAAAGAUGAACUUUUGAAUAAUGAACAAUUUAACAGUUUAUUAAACUUUUUCUCCUUGUUGGAUAAUUUGAUAUUAAUGUUUAAGAGUUAUUCAGUUAAUUCAUCGGUGUAUUUUAUUCAGUUAGUGUCUAAUGAUUUAUUGAAACUUGUUUAUUUUAGAAAUGAGAGGAACUUCCAUCAUUGGUGGUUGGUGAAUAAUUUCAUUCAAGAUUAUAUGACGUUGGUAGGGGAUUUAGUGGGAUUAAAUAGCAUUUUGUAA
This is a messenger RNA of Yamadazyma jaroonii, 2364 nucleotides long. NCBI's taxonomy places the organism in Eukaryota, Fungi, Ascomycota, Pichiomycetes, Serinales, Debaryomycetaceae. The record is from the annotation of a GenBank genome assembly.